Lathyrus oleraceus (garden pea) is the source of this 414-nucleotide messenger RNA. Its product is annotated as secreted RxLR effector protein 161-like. Bases 1 to 414 code for a protein of 137 amino acids. The record is from RefSeq and is a predicted model, not a curated record. The transcript has a single exon. NCBI's taxonomy places the organism in Eukaryota, Viridiplantae, Streptophyta, Magnoliopsida, Fabales, Fabaceae.
AUGGAGGAUUGCAAUGGAACUUUGACAUCAGCUGAGCCAAGAUUGCAACUGACAAAGGAUCCAAAUGAAGAUAAAGUUGAUGCAAAUCAAUAUAGAAAGCUCAUUGUAUCAUUAAGAUACAUUUGUCACACAAGGCUGGAUCUAGCACACAGUGUAGGCACAAUGAGUAGAUUCAUGAAAAAGCCAAAGGUGUCUCAUCUUCUAGGCAUCAAGAGGAUACUAAGGUGUCUUAAAGGAACACUAGACUAUGACAUUUUCUUUCCUGCAACAGAUGAAGGAAAGGAAUGCAAACUAGUGGGAUACAUUGACUCAAGUUGGUGUGGUGAUGCUAAGGAUAAAAAAUCCAUAACUGGUUAUGUGUUUAUGCUAGGUGGUGCACCAGUUGCUUGGAGCUCAGAAAAUAGUCAGUUGUAG